UCGAUCUUCAAAACUGUCAGUAUGAGGCUCUUUUUGAAGGCGUUCCUCGCAGCUUCUGCAGUCGCAGCUGUCGGCGCUGUUGACGUUGCCGUCAAAUCUGAUGGCGGUAACCAGACUGGCAAAUUUGGUCACCCCUACGGCUACGGCUUUCUCCACGAGGACAUAAACAACUCGGGCGAUGGUGGCAUCUACGCUGAGUUGAUUCAGAACCGUGCGUUCCAGUACAGCAGGGCUUUCCCGGUCUCCACGGCUCACUAUUUCCCCAUAAACGGUGCUAGCCUUACUAUCAACAAUGGCAGUGGGCCCCUCUCCACGGCUCUGCCCGCGUCCAUGAAGGUCGCCGCUGGCAACAGCAGUGUUGGCAAGGUUGGCUUCGAGAACGAGGGGUACUGGGGCAUGGAUGUCAGGUCUCACAAGUACACCGGAUCGUUCUGGGUCAAGGGUGCUUACAUUGGCGCAUUCACAGCUUCGCUGCAGUCGAACCUGACUGACGACGUUUUUGGCUCCGUCGAGGUCGAGUCGAAGUCUGUUGCCUCUGAGUGGACCGAGCACACAUUUGAGCUUACCCCCGAAAAGGAUGCUCCUAACUCGAACAACACCUUUGCUAUCACCUUCGACCCCAAGGGCACCCAGAGCGGAUCUCUCGACUUCAACCUCAUCAGCCUGUUCCCCCCUACAUAUAAGGACCGCAAGAAUGGUCUCCGCGUUGAUAUCGCCGAGGCUCUUGCUCAGAUGAACCCCCACUUCCUUCGUUUUCCGGGCGGUAACAUGCUUGAGGGUCUUGAUAACGGCACCUACUGGGACUGGAAGGAUACCCUUGGUCCGCUCAAGGAGCGUCCAGGCUUCCAGGGUGUCUGGGGCUAUCAGCAAACUCACGGUCUUGGUAUGAUGGAGUACCUCGAGUGGGCUGAGGACAUGGACCUCCAGAUCGUUAUUGGCGUCUGGGCUGGCCUCGCUCUCAACGGCGAUGUCACCCCUAAGGAGGAUCUCCAGCCUUUCAUUGACGACGCCCUGAACGAAAUUGAAUUCAUCCGCGGCUCAGUCGACACCGAGUGGGGUGCUAAGCGCGCUGCUCUCGGCCACCCAGAGCCUUUCGAGCUGAACUACGUCGAGAUCGGUAACGAGGACUGGCUCGCCGGUUUCCCCGGAGGAUGGGAUUCUUACAAGGCGUAUCGUUUCAUCAUGUUCCACGACGCCAUCAAGGCCAAGUACCCCGAGAUCCAGGUCAUCGGCUCUGCUGCCACCAGUGACCCUGCCCCCGAAGGUGCCACCACCGGCCCUAAUCUGACAGACGGUAUCAAGUACCCCGCCGAUGCCAUUGGUGACUACCACCCCUACCGCGAGCCCGAUGAGCUAGUUGAGGAGUUUGACCGCUUCGACAAUGACAUCGGUCACAUCAUUGGUGAAGUCGCGGCAACCCACGUCAACGGCGCCACUCCUCCCCGCUGGAGUGGUCCUCUCUACAAGUACCCCUGGUGGAUCGGCGCCGUUGGUGAAGCUGUCUCCCUCAUUGGGUACGAGCGCAACUCUGACCGCAUCCCCGGUACCUUCUACGCCCCCGUUCUAAAGAACGAGAACCGUUUCCAGUGGCCUAUCACCCUGAUUCAGUUCACUGCCGACGCUAAUCAGACGACCCGUGCCGUCACGUGGUACUGCUGGAGCCUGUUCGCGCACCACCCCAUCUCACACACUCUUCCCACGACCUCCAACUCCAGCUACGGCCCCGUCUACUGGGGUGCCGGAAAGGACGAGGCCCGUAAUGGCGCGCUCGUCUGGAAGGGCGCUGUCUACAACACCACCGAUAACGCCUCGGUUCCUAUCACCGUCCAGUUCGAGGGUGUCCAGGCUGGUGCUAAGGCGCAGCUGACCUACCUGACUAACUCUGUGGGCGACCCAUAUGCUUAUAACGACCCUCGAACUGGUGUUCAAAUUGUUGACACUACCACUAAGGAGUUGACUGCAGAUGCCAAUGGUGCUUUCGAGUUUAGCUUGCCGCAAUUGAGUGUUGCUGUUCUGGACACUGGGGUUGCUGUUGGAGGCUCUACCCGAUACAAGAAGGCCAAGAGGAUGCCAAUUCCUAGAUUUCAGAGGCGGUGGUAGCGAGCAGACUGUCUGUAGAUGUCGAUCAGAC
Didymella exigua CBS 183.55 is the source of this 2131-nucleotide messenger RNA. Its product is annotated as glycoside hydrolase family 51 protein. Bases 22 to 2100 code for a protein of 692 amino acids. The transcript is spliced from 2 exons. Lineage: Eukaryota; Fungi; Ascomycota; Dothideomycetes; Pleosporales; Didymellaceae. Gene Ontology annotation, molecular function: alpha-L-arabinofuranosidase activity. Gene Ontology annotation, biological process: L-arabinose metabolic process. The record is from RefSeq and is a predicted model, not a curated record.